CCACAGAGAUGCUCCAACUACAGAAAGAGCUUCAGAAAGACAAGCCAGUUCAUUAAUCAGCAAAGAAUGCAGAGAAUGCACCUUAUUUCUCCUCACAGAGGGGCGAAACCAUAUAAGUGCUUUGAAUGUGGAAAAAGCUUCAGUCACAGCUUAAGCCUCAGUAAUCAUCAGAGAAUCCACACAGGGGAAAAACCGUAUCAGUGCUCAGAGUGUGGGAGGUGCUUCAGUCAGAGCUCACACCUUUCAAGACAUCAAAAAUUGCAUGUAGGACUGAAACCAUACAAAUGCUCAGGGUGUGGAAAGAGUUUUGGUCGGAGAUCACACCUUUCAAGACAUGAAAAACUGCAUGUUGGAUUGAAACCAUAUAUAUGCUCAGAAUGUGGAGAAGGCUUCUGGCGGAGUUCACACCUUACUCGACAUCACAAAUUGCAUAUAGGACUAAAGCCCUAUCCAUGCUCAGUGUGUGGAAAGAGCUUCAGUCGGAGCUCUAGCUGUGCUUCCCAUCAAAGGAUCCACACUGGGGAGAAACCCUACAAAUGCUCUGACUGUGGAAAGAGCUUUGCUCAGAGCAGCUACCUUUCUAGACAUCGAAAACUACAUGUAGGACUAAAACCAUAUAAAUGCUCAGAGUGUGGGAAAAGCUUCAGUCGCAGCUCACACCUUACUGUACAUCAAAGAACCCACACCGGGGAGAAGCCAUAUGAAUGCUCAAUGUGUGGGAAGAGUUUCAGUCAUAAUUCAGGCCUUGCCUGCCAUGAAAGAAUUCACACUGGGGAGAAACCAUAUCAGUGCUCAGAGUGUGGGAGGAGCUUCCGCGAGUAUUCAAACCUUGCUUCCCAUCAAAGAGUACAUACUGGAGAGAAACCGUAUCAGUGCUUAGAGUGUGGGAAAUGCUUCACUCAGAAUACAAGCCUUACUUGCCAUCAGAGAAUCCACACAAGGGAGAAACCAUAUGUAUGCUCAGAAUGUGGAAAGAGCUUCAAUCACAAAGGAAACCUUGUUAAUCAUCAAAGAUUGCACACAGGGGAGAAACCAUAUGAAUGCUCAGAAUGCGGAAAGUGCUUCAGCCAGAAGGGAAGUCUUAUUGGUCACCAAAGAAUCCAUACAGGGGAGAAACCAUAUCAGUGCUCUGAGUGUGGGAAGAGCUUCAGACUUGGUUCAAGCUUCACUUCCCACCAAAGAGUCCACACAGCAGAGAAACCAUAUAAAUGUUCAGUGUGUGGAAAGAGCUUCAGCCAGUGCUCACACCUUGCUAGACAUAAAAAAUUGCAUACAGGACAGAAGCCAUAUACUUGUUUGGUGUGUGGGAAGGGCUUCAUUGAGAGAUCAAGGUGUGCUUCCCAUCAAAAAGUGCAUGCUAAGGAGAAACUGUAUUAAUGCUC
Molecule: messenger RNA, 1382 nt
Organism: Euleptes europaea (tarantolino)
Lineage: Eukaryota; Metazoa; Chordata; Lepidosauria; Squamata; Sphaerodactylidae
Product: zinc finger protein 271-like
Exons: 1
Coding region: 67-1377 (436 amino acids)
Biological process (GO): regulation of transcription by RNA polymerase II
Molecular function (GO): RNA polymerase II cis-regulatory region sequence-specific DNA binding; DNA-binding transcription factor activity, RNA polymerase II-specific
Source: RefSeq, a predicted model, not a curated record